AAAAGUAGAAAGAUAAACAGAAAAGUGAGUCCAAAACCAUCAAUAAAUGCAGCUACCGAAAUUGCUAUUUCCACUCCUCAGUCGUCGUCUUCCACUCCACCACCAUAUAUUUCUCGUGCGAAUAUCGUUGAUACAGCAGAUAUCUUUUAUGUGAGGUUCAGGUUGGAUUUCUGAUUUGUUUGUUUAGGUGGAUUUGUGAUACAACUGUAGCUAUACACAAACUAAAUUAAAGUUUUCCCCCAAUUAUAUUUUGUGUUUUCGAUUCAAUCGAAUAGAUCCACAAACCCUAAUUUUUUCACUGCAAAAUCGGCUCGGUGAAAAUGGCAACUCUACCGUUUGAGCUCGUCGAGGACAUCCUCCGCCGUCUCCCCGUGAAAAGCCUCAAGCGGUUCCGCGCCGUCGCGAAGCUGUGGUGUUCUCUCAUAGACAGCGAGAAUUUCGUGAAAAUGCACCUGCUUCAGUCGGUGGCGUCGAAUUCACACCGGAGUCUUGUGCUCGGAGGGCUCGCCGUUUACACGCUUGACUUGGAUUCACUCGACAAGGCUCACGUCGUCAAACCGCCGUUUUACUACAAGACGGUCGACUGCAUCUCGAAUUCCUGCAACGGUAUAGUUCUUGUGAUUAGCGAUCCACCUGUUUUGUGGAACCCUUUUUCUAGAGAUUACAAGGUUUUGCCGCAGUGUUCGGCCGAAUACCCUACUGUGGACGAAUAUUACACGAAAACCACAUGUGGUUUUGGAUACGAUUCGAUAAACGAUGAUUACAAGAUCGUCAGGGUAGUUGAGUACAGGAAUAAAAGCAGCCAUGUGUGGAUGAAUUCGAAGACUAUGAUCUACGGCCUCAAGUCCAAUUCCUGGAGAGAAAUCGAGGAUUUCCCUUACCCGCUGCCCUUUCUGAAGGGGCACUGGCGUGCGUUUGUUAGCGGAGCUAUGCACACGCUGGUGGAGGAAUACGAUCGUGGGUACAGGGCGAGGAUUAUGGCUUUUAGCAUCGAGAGCGAGAAGCAUUACGAGGUGGCAAUGCCGCCUGGCUUUCGGACAAGAAUUUUCGAACUGAACUUGGAUAUCAUUGAAGGGCGCCUUUGUCUGGUUUGUACUAACAGAUCGCGUGCUGUUAUUUGGGUGAUGAAUGAGUAUGGAGUGAAGGAAUCGUGGACUAAACUAGUUUCGAUUUGUCCUCCUUUAAUCGAGGAGGGUGAUUUCGUGAAGCCGCUUGCGUAUUCCGGUGACAGAGAUAAGAUUCUGCUGAAUUGCGAAGACAAGAGGCUUUUUUGGUAUGAUUUGAAAAAGAAAAGUAUUGAAGAUGUUUUGGUGGAUGGUAUGCCUUUCGUGUUUUACGCUGAACCUUGUGUCGAGAGCCUUAUUUCGCCUGACGGACCUCGUACGGUGAAGAAACUCGGACGAGAAAAGAUCAAGGGAAAGAAGAUCAGGAAUAAAAGGGACGAUUUCUUGUCGGAGGGAUUCAAGCUGGUGCUGUAAUUAAACGAGCAGAGGAAAAGGCAAGAAGCAGAGAAAGAAAAUACUACCGGAUGAGAUAAACGAGGCAAGUUAACCAUUUUCCCUACUACAGUUGAUACAUAAUUGCUUAAAUUUUAAAAGUCUACUACACAUUACACAUUUUAUGAAAUCAAAUAUCGUUAUUGCUAUUCUUUCUUCUAAUGAAUAACGUAACUGAUGAUAGUCAUUUUGAAUAAGAAACUGUCUCUGACUCACUUUAGUCACUUUAAAUUGUUUUCACGGAAGAAGUUCUAAUGGACCAUAUUAAACAGAUUAUGUUCCGUGUUUUUCAUUUGACGGAUUAUCGUUAUUGCUAUUGACUCACUAUGCGUAAAGCUUUAGAAUA
Messenger RNA from Erythranthe guttata (spotted monkey flower), 1842 nucleotides. NCBI's taxonomy places the organism in Eukaryota, Viridiplantae, Streptophyta, Magnoliopsida, Lamiales, Phrymaceae. The record is from RefSeq and is a predicted model, not a curated record.